GACGAGAUCAACAUUGCACGAAUUUGGUGCUGGUUCCUUGACAAAGUUGAAGGUUUUGGCCUCUGAAGACGACCGUUUGUGUAACGUUCUUGUGCUAAAAGUGUUCCCGUUAAACGAGCCAGUGUAAAAGAGUCGAACGGAACGGUGAAAAUUGAACUUAAUUGAAUUUGUGCCAGCUCACCUCGUGUUUGCAAUCGGGGUGGUCAGCCAUGGAUUACGAAGAGAUCGCAGUGGCCGAGGAGCAGAACCAAGCGGAACGCAAGGAAAGCGGCAAACGAGGACGCAAACCGGGUCGGAAGGCAUCCACCGAGAAGAUCGAUAUGAAAGCCAAACUUGCAGAACGUAGCCGGCAGAGUGCUCGUGAGUGCCGUGCACGCAAGAAGCUCCGCUAUCAGUAUUUGGAGGAGUUGGUCACUGAUCGUGAAAAGGCCGUGGUGGAGCUGCGCCACGAGCUGGAGAAACUGUACUCCUGGGCGAUGGAGAUCGAAGCCGGCCGUUGCCCGGACGGACUGCAGGAGCUGCUCGAGGAAAUGGGUGCCAUGAAGCAGGAGUGAAGGCGCACAAAAUCAAAUACACCCGCACGCGGCGCGAGCACACUCGCGGUCUCCGCUAGUCCAGUGGCUUACUUCCGCUGUAAUGUUUUGUGGUUUUAGUUGUUUAAGUUGAACGUGUAGCUUCAGUUGUGUUAGAUUUUCGUUUCCCGGUCAGCCGUCAGCACGCUUGUUUGAGAAUCGGUUGAACAGCCACAAACAACUUGUUGCGCUUUGAUGCUGCUGCUUCUGCUGCUGCUGCUUGCGUAAGGCAUGUUGCGCGCGUGCGCGCACGUUUUCUCGGACCCACUCCGGAGUGGUGGUAGGUGUUAGUGCCCGUAACAGUGUUGCAUUUCAUUAAGGCUUAAGUUCCCGUCGUUUUCCCACUCAUGGUUUGUUCAAGAUAUGUUGAAUGUUUCCGUUACGAGCAGUUUGCCAAAAAGAAAGACAAAGAGAGAGGAUCACAGAAAAAUACAAUAAAAAACGAAAAACGAAUAAUGUAAAAGCAAAACAUAAAAAAGAAAGAAGUAGUAGAAGCGUACACAUUAUAAGAAGACAACAAAGCUAACAACAUAAAAACAUUUACCUCAUUUCAGUGCCCUAACGCGUAUCCCCUUGUGUGUAGCAGAGGAGAUAUUCAGGCGGCGCAUUAUUGGUUAGUUUGCUGAAAAGGAUACAGUUUUACGCCAGGUCUGCAAUAGGUUUCAAAUAGUUGCCAACAAGGGUGGUAAGGUGGAGCGUACAGUGUGUGUGUGUGGCAAGUAGUGGCAGUUAUAUUAUUAUAUUAGUAUCGUCUUUCAUUGUCCGUGUACUGAACAAGCUCUGUGCUCACAACGAAAUCGUGAUAGACGUGGGCCAACGGCAUCCAUUGGUUUGUGGUAUACAUUAGUUGUGUUACAAAACCGAAGCAAUGCCAACAAAUUGAUUGUUUUGACGAACUUGACGAAAGGAAAGACUCUCCAGCACAUCCGCAUGUAUGUAGGUAGUGGUAGUACGCCUUUUUUACGAUUCGCCUCGUUUGUCGAAAAACGAUUACAGUCUGUGAAAACCCCUUUUCGAGAGAUAAGAAACAAUAUUUUUGUAUCGUAUAUUUAUCGCCUCCGAUAAUAAACUGAUCCCUUCCUUCGACACACAU
Messenger RNA from Anopheles cruzii, 1665 nucleotides. RefSeq names its product REPTOR-binding partner (gene REPTOR-BP). Gene Ontology annotation, molecular function: DNA-binding transcription factor activity. Gene Ontology annotation, cellular component: nucleus. The record is from RefSeq and is a predicted model, not a curated record. Gene Ontology annotation, biological process: regulation of DNA-templated transcription. The transcript is spliced from 3 exons. NCBI's taxonomy places the organism in Eukaryota, Metazoa, Arthropoda, Insecta, Diptera, Culicidae. Bases 210 to 554 code for a protein of 114 amino acids.